Messenger RNA from Fragaria vesca subsp. vesca, 3805 nucleotides. RefSeq names its product TMV resistance protein N-like. Gene Ontology annotation, biological process: defense response; signal transduction. The record is from RefSeq and is a predicted model, not a curated record. The coding region runs from base 662 to 3805 and encodes 1047 amino acids. The transcript is spliced from 8 exons. Lineage: Eukaryota; Viridiplantae; Streptophyta; Magnoliopsida; Rosales; Rosaceae. Gene Ontology annotation, molecular function: ADP binding; protein binding.
CCAAAUGGUGAUUCAUGAACAGAGUUGUUUAGCUCAGUUCAAGGUGUUGUGUAUGGCUAGUUACACAACUCCUUGCCAGAUUUGGCCACAUACCCAAGAGUUCUUUACCUUCUUUCUUCCAUAAUCCCCUGUGCAUCUUCAAAGCGGUAUUACCUAUCACAAAACUAAAACUUCAGGUAAACUCAAUUGUUCAGUACCCGACACAUUUUACAGCGCCCCUUCUUUCAAUUGACCGUUUAGUCUCAUCUGGUUAUGAUCAAUACUGUUCUUUGGAUCAAAUUGUCAUGAUCAACACACUGUUCAGUGUAACAUAUUUUAUUUCCGGCUUAUCAGAACCUUUGGCUUGUUUGUUGCUUCUCUCACACUCUGCAAGUCUCCCCCAUACAUUGAAAUUACAUUCUAUGCUUCCCCUUUUUAAACUAGGUAAAAUAUUGUGAUGGCCGGCACGAGGCCUUCCAUGGUUUUGAUCGAUCUGAUCCGAAGAGGGUAAUAUAAUCAUUGUUUUUGCCGUCACUUUCCAUUGGCUUUUGUUCUAGCUUCACUCCAGCGGAUUCUACCAAGACCACCUUCAUCUCCUUCAACCCAUAAUCCCAUCAUUCUGCCAACACCAAAACAAGAAUUAAGCUAGAAACCUCCAUCAGUUUCUUCUUCAUAGUCUCAUAUGGAUGCAGCUGCGUCAUCAUCUUCAACUUCUUCAUCAUCUAGUCCACCCUCUAAUUGGGAGCAUGAUGUGUUCCUCAGUUUCAGGGGCAAGGACACCCGCCAUGGUUUCACAGACCAUUUAUACUUUGCUCUGAAUCAGAGAGGAAUUGACACAUAUAGGGAUGCAGAGAAACUUCCAAGGGGAAAGUACAUGUCUUUAGAACUUGUCGAAGCAAUUCAGGAGUCAAGGUUUGCGGUCAUUGUUCUUUCAGCUAACUAUGCCACUUCAAGUUGGUGUUUAGGUGAGCUUGCUCAUAUUCUUGAAUGCAAGAAACUGAGGGGACUGGAAGUUCUUCCGGUUUUUUACCAUGUAGAGCCAUCCGAGAUAAGGAAGCAAGCUGGAGGGUUGGGCAUGGAGAUUGCCAAGCAUGAGAUGGAUUUCGAGGAGAAGAGAAGGAAGGUGGACAAGUGGAAGGAAGCUUUGAAGGAGAUAGCCAGUCUCUCCGGAUGGCAUGUCACCAAGGACAGGGGAGAAUCAGAAGUUAUUCAGGAAAUAGUUAAAUGUAUUUCAGACAUGUUGAACAACAUGUUAUGCAACCCGGACAGAGAUUUAAUUGGGAUGGAUGCACGUAUUGAGAAAAUGGAGUGGUACUUGGAUCUAAGGUCGAGUGAUGUUCUUGCGGUAGGGAUUUGGGGGAUGGGGGGAAUUGGUAAGACAACUCUGGCAAAAGAAGUUUUCAAAAAGAUUCGUAACCAAUUUGAUAUUAGCGGUUUUGUUUCCGAUGUGAGAUUGUAUUCAGAAGAAAAGGCUCUAGUUGAGUUGCAGAAACUUCUUUGUGGUUCCUUCUUCGGGGACAGCAAUAUAAAUAUAGACACUGUCGAAAGAGGGAUCAGGUUAUUGAAGAAGGUACUAUGCAAGAAAAAGGUGCUUCUCGUACUAGAUGACGUUGACAAACUUAAACAACUGAAAGAUUUAGCACCUGGAAUGCAUAAUGAAGAGAAUUCUUGGGCGCCAGGGAGUCGACUCAUUAUAACAACUAGAGAUAGGCGCAUAUUGACAGAAUGUGGAGUACUGGAGUCUAAAAUAUAUGAGGUUGAAAAACUGAGUGAUGUAGAAGGAUUUCAGCUCAUAUGUCAACAAGCCUUCAAGAAAAACUAUCCACCAGUUGAGUUUGUAGAGCUGUCCAAGAGUUUCAUAAAAUAUGCCAGUGGCCUUCCUUUAGCUCAUAAAGUUCUAGGAUCACACUUGUAUGGUAGGGAGAUAGAUGAAUGGUUAGAGGUGUUGUAUAGACUGGACGAAGAGCUGGAUAAAGAUAUUUUUAGUGUGCUCCAAAUAAGUUUUGAUGGAUUACAUGAGACUGAUAAGAAAAUCUUUUUGGACAUUGCAUGUUUCUUCAAUGGUGAGGAUCAUGUUCGUGUAAAAAAUAUAUUGAAAGGUUGUGGCUUUUCUUCCGGAAUAGGCAUAACUAACCUUAUCAAUAAAUCUUUGAUUAAGAUUGAAAGGAAGAAACUGUGGAUGCAUGAUUUACUGCGGUGCUUGGGUUGGCAUAUUGUCCGUAGAGAAUCUGUUGUCCCAGGUAAACGUAGCAGGUUGUGGCUUGAUGACAAAUCAUUUGACUACAAACGCAGAAGGUUAUGGCAUGUGGAGGAUGCUCACAAUGUAAUCACGGAAAAUACAGGAACAACUUCUAUUGAAGGCUUGUUCUUAAGCUUGCAUGAAAAAGAAGAAAUACGUUUGAAUGAAGACCCGUUCUUAACUAUGCACAACCUAAGAUUGUUGAAGAUUUGUAAUGUGAACUUUCAUGGUGUGCAGUUCACCUAUCUUUCUAGAAAAUUACGGUUUUUGGAAUGGCAUGAAUGCCCCCUAGAAUCUUUGUCAUCUUGCUUUACACCGGAUUCACUAGUAAGCCUGGUUGAAUUAAAGAUUCCUAACAGCCGCAUUGAACAAGUAUGGAAUGGAAGGAUAUCUCUGGAAAUGCUAAUACUCAUGGAUCUUUCCAACUGCCAAUAUUUAACGAUGACCCCGGACUUCAGUACGGUCCCGAAUCUUGAGCAGUUGAUCCUCCAAGGUUGUAAGAAGUUAUCAGAGGUUCACCAUACAAUCGGGAAUCUUCAGAAACUGGGAUGUUCAAAACUCCAAGAGUUUCCGCAGAUUUUGGAGAAUAUGGAUACGUUAUCAGAACUUUAUCUAGAUGGCACGGCUAUUUGGCAACUACCUGAAUCAAUCCAGCAUUUGAAAGGCCUUGUUUGGCUAAAUCUAAGCGGCUGCACGAACCUUCUCAGUAUUCCAAGCAUCCUUUGUAGUAGUUUGACAUCCCUGAAAUUUCUCUGUCUGUCACUGUGCUCAAGUAUGGACAAUCUGCCGGAUAACAUAGGCUCCUUGGAACACUUGGAGGAGCUCGAUGCAUGUUUAGAAUUGCCAAACAAGUUCUCAGGCUUGAGGUCUUUGACAACACUAAACCUAGGUGGAUGUAAUCUCGCAGAAGGUGCAAUCCCUGAUGACAUUGGUCAUUUAUUCUCAUUGCAGAGUCUUGAUUUAAGUGAGAAUGACUUUUUCACCAUACCUGAAAGCAUCUCCCAGCUUUCUGAGCUUACAGAAAUUUCGCUGUUUAAGUGUAGCAAUCUACAGUCAUUGCCAAAAGAUCUUCCAUCAAGUCUAAGAAAUGUAAAUCUGCGUGGUUGUCCUAUGCUGACAAAUGCUUCAUCUAAUUGGAGGAGAUAUCCGCCUCAAAAGGUUUUGAGUAUCAUAAACUGUCGAAGACCAGAACACGAGGAGGAGGAGGAAAUCUUUCCUGAACUCCAUAAGUUUCGUUUAGGAAAUCUGGAAGUACUCGAUCUUUCCUACUGCCAACACUUGAAGAAGGUCCCUGACUUGAAUGGGGUUCCAAAUCUUAAGAAACUGAACCUUGAAGGUUGUGAAAAGCUAUCUGAGGUUCACCCUACAGUUGGGCGUCUCCAACAUCUGAUUGUUCUGAAUAUGAAAGGAUGUGUUGAUCUAUUGAAAUUUCCCCGUUCCAUCAGCUUGAAGUCUCUAAAAUUAUUUGAUCUUUCAGGAUGUUCAAAACUGAAAGAGUUUCCAGAGAUUAAUGGAGAUAUGGGGAAAUUUUCACAACUGCAUUUAGAUGGGACGGCAUUAAAUUACCUGACUGGUUCUCGAAUUUAA